CUCUGAGAAAAAAUAUUCAUACCUGCAAGAGCACAUCUAAAUUAGUUUCAUGAACUUUUGAUAAUAAUUUUAAACGAAUCUUAUAGAGGUGUUAUAAAAUAGGAAUUAACCCAAGUUUGGGGGCUUUUUAUCUUCGGAUAUCAUACAGUUGUAAUUUAACCAAACACUCAUGCAUUUUUUGAGAUAUUGUUCAUGCAUGUAAGAAUAUUUGUGAAUACACCCAGUUUUUAUGAAAGUGUUUGUAUACUAUGCCAAUAAGUUCUUUAUGAUUUGAAAUCACGUUUUAGAACAGAAACGAGCAUGGUAAAAAUAAUUAAAAAACAUCUAUAUACGAGUACCACAGGCCUGUUUUACAAGUCGUUGAUAAGUUACAAGUUGUUUUAAAUGAUAUUGAUUUGUGCAAUACUAAUCGUGUAUUGCAUGGUUAGAAAAGGGGGUUAAGUACCUCCCACACUUCACUUCCCAAAAAAUAACACGUAUUGCUCUUCCUUCCUUCUCCUUUCUUUCAUAAAUGCUUUUUAAACACUACAGUUUCCAAGUAACACAUUUUCACUGAUAAAAUUUCCCAAACGUGCACUGUAUAUAAAGGGCGAGCAAGCUUUGAUGAGACAAUUCAGACAAACCAAGCCAUGAAGUCUACAAUUAUUUUUUUGGUCGCACUGGUUGCGCUAUCGUAUUCUUCACCACUUCACGGAGAUGAAGGAUUAGCGAAAGAAGAUGAAUUAUCCUACGAACAACAAGAUUAUAAAGCGUACUACAAAGGACCCCCUGGUCCUAAAGGCAUGAAAGGAGAUCAAGGCGAGAAAGGAGAUCAAGGGAGGAAAGGACCAGUUGGUCCUAAGGGACAACCAGGUCCUCCUGGACCACCGGGUCCGAAGGGAGAUAAAGGUUAUCCGGGUCCACGGGGUCCAGAGGGACCUCAAGGCCCUCCUGGUCCUAAAGGCGAUCACGGUGAAAAAGGUGCUCCAGGUAUGAAAGGUCCCCCAGGCCCAGAUGGUCCAACUGGACCUUCAGGUCCACCAGGUAAAGAUGGAGAACCAGGUGAGCCUGGAAAAGAUGGAGAACCAGGACCACCAGGUCCAACUGGAGAUAAGGGCGAUAAGGGAAUGAAAGGUGACAAGGGUAGCCCUGGUGAAGAUGGUGAUCCAGGACCACCAGGACCCAAGGGAGACCAAGGUGAUCCAGGGCCGCCUGGUCCUCCAGGUCAACCUGGCAAAGAUGGACGUCCAGGACAAAAAGGAGAUCAAGGACCACCUGGACCUCCAGGCCCUCGAGGACCUCAGGGAAAUGAAGGACCACCAGGACCACGUGGGCCUAAGGGAAUGACUGGACCACCAGGACCACCUGGUCCACCAGGACCUCGUGGUCCACCAGGACCACGGGGACCACCUGGACUGUCAAACUGUAGACUUGUGACAGGAGCUGGCUCACAAUUGCAAUGCAAGUCCAAUGAAGUUGGUUUAGGUUGUAACAGUUCUUGUGGUAAGGUCUGGCGCUCUGAUGUCAGAACAUGCAAACACAAAUGCUAUGGUGCUUACAUUCGAACCCAGAUGAUCUGCUGCCGUGUUGGAGGAUAUUAAACAAACAAUAUGUUCUUUAUGAGUUCAUUUUGUUAAGAUAUUAUGAUUGAAAUA
Dendronephthya gigantea is the source of this 1634-nucleotide messenger RNA. RefSeq names its product collagen alpha-1(I) chain-like. Bases 630 to 1580 code for a protein of 316 amino acids. Lineage: Eukaryota; Metazoa; Cnidaria; Anthozoa; Malacalcyonacea; Nephtheidae. The transcript is spliced from 8 exons. The record is from RefSeq and is a predicted model, not a curated record.